Messenger RNA from Argentina anserina (silverweed cinquefoil), 654 nucleotides. RefSeq lists its product as uncharacterized. Lineage: Eukaryota; Viridiplantae; Streptophyta; Magnoliopsida; Rosales; Rosaceae. Gene Ontology annotation, cellular component: TRAPP complex; nucleus; cytoplasm. The transcript has 5 exons. The coding region runs from base 21 to 428 and encodes 135 amino acids. The record is from RefSeq and is a predicted model, not a curated record. Gene Ontology annotation, biological process: endoplasmic reticulum to Golgi vesicle-mediated transport.
GAAGAAGAGGAGGAGGAGCAAUGGCGACGACGGCGUGUUUUAUCAUCGUGAGCAGAAACGACAUCCCGAUUUACGAAGCUGAAGUGGGAUCUACGGCCAAGAGAGAAGAUGCUGCUCAGCUUCACCAGUUCAUAUUGCAUGCAGCUCUGGAUAUUGUUCAGGACCUUGCUUGGACUACAAGUGCCAUGUACUUGAAAGCAGUGGACCGCUUUAACGAUUUGGUGGUUUCCGCUUAUGUUACAGCUGGUCAUACACGACUUAUGCUGCUUCAUGACUCCCGUAACGAUGAUGGGAUUAAGAGCUUUUUCCAGGAGGUUCAUGAGCUUUAUAUCAAGACCCUCCUUAAUCCGACCUAUUUGCCAGGUUCUCGAAUAACAUCAUCACAUUUCGACACCAAAGUUCGAGCCCUUGCACGAAAAUAUCUGUAGCACUCAUGCAUCUUGGAAGCAGACAACCUUUUCAUUUUAUUUUAGAAUGAGGUCGAAGGUAUUCAGAAGUCUUUUCUCGCCAUCUUUAUCUUUCUCAGAAAUUUUCCCUCAUGAUUGUAAACUGUCGAUGGAGAAAAUAUUUCAUUCGCCAUAUUUAGGGUGCGCUUGUAAUACGUUUUGUGCUGUCAUACAUUAUACAUAUAUCAAUGAUUGAGGCCGUGCUGUA